AUGGCAGUUGCGAUUGACAAUUUACCAAGCAGUGUACGGGCAAUAGCGUUCGGUCGACCGCCGCUAUUUCUCAAAGAUGCGCCACUUGCUGUGAGGAAGAUGUUUCGAGAUGUCAUGCAUAAUAGAACGUUGACGCAUGAUGAGAAGAAGCAAGAAUUAAGCAUGCUAGCGGAAAAAGUUCUGAAUAAAAAACAACUCGCCGAGUUUAAAAAGUAUUUGAAAGAGCGUGAAAAUCAAAGAAAGAAAUUUGAAGAGAAGGUGAAGAAACUUUCGCCAGCAGCUAAGGAAAUUUACGACCAAUUGGAACGUUUGAAAAUUGAACGAGCUAAAAUCCUGGAAAAAAUCGAUGAUAAUGUGCGAAAGGAACUUCGUCAAUUAUUUCGCAAAUCAAAUAAUCAAAAUCGAAAUAAUAGAAAAUAA
Messenger RNA from Acanthocheilonema viteae, 420 nucleotides. The record is from the annotation of a GenBank genome assembly. Lineage: Eukaryota; Metazoa; Nematoda; Chromadorea; Rhabditida; Onchocercidae.